Molecule: messenger RNA, 1425 nt
Organism: Octopus bimaculoides (California two-spot octopus)
Lineage: Eukaryota; Metazoa; Mollusca; Cephalopoda; Octopoda; Octopodidae
Source: RefSeq, a predicted model, not a curated record
UUCUGUUCUAGAUCUUCUUCAUGGCUGCUGAACUCUGAUGGCACUGGUCCACAUUGGAAAAUAUAUAAAAUAUAAUACUAUUCAUGCAUAUACGCAAACACAUGCGUAGAUACUCAGGUACACAUAUAACCAUGUAAACAUUACCAUUUAUACAUAUACCUACAAAUACACACACACACACAACAUGCAUACAUAUAUAUACACAUAUACAUACAAGUAUGUAAAUAGAAAAUGUGCUUUUGUGGCUAAAGAGUCCUUUGACUCUUAUUUCUAGCAAUGCUAGUGCUCCCUGUACUCUUCAUCACAUUUUAGAGAUAGUAAAUUAUUUUCUUUUUGGUUUUGAAUUGUGUCUAGCUACAUCCAUUAUCUUAUAUAUAUAUAUAAUACAAACAUACAUACACACAUAAACAAUAUAUAUAUAUAUAUAUAUAUAUAUAUAUAUUCAGUUUCAGUCCAGGGACUGCGACCAAGCUGUUUAAAAUGUAAUAUAACAAACAUAUACACAAAUUUCUACAAGAAGCCCCCAGUGAGGAUCAAACUAACAAGACCAGUGCUCUAACCACUGAGCUACCCAGAAACUCAUAAGAAGAGAGCCACAUAGUUAGACAAACAGACAGACUCCCAUUUUGUUCACUGCAUGUGCAUUUUAUAAACUGACCCCUCACCAUGGCCCUCCAGUUCACUUCAUGCACUUUGUCAAAUUCCCCUAAUCUUCUCCUAAACAAGGGAGCGGAAUACUUCAGGAGACACAGCACCCAUGAAGACAUUUUUGCGAAAUCCAUCAACAGGAAAAGUGCUGUUGAGCUCUUGGCAGCCAGCAAAGCUGAUUAUGUGAAGAGUACAUGUGUGCUGGACUCCAAGCAGCAGUUUAUGCAGACAGCGGUCACUGAUAAUUUCGCUUCUGACACCAGGUUUCCACACUCCAUCUCCGGCCAGCGUCUCAACACCCACACCAAAUCGGACUAUGACCUAUCUCAACUGCAGACGGCAGAUUGGACGUCUGACGGCACCCUCAACACCAGCGCCUACCCUCCUUUCAUGUGCAGCAGUAGCAACAAGACCAAUGAUCCAAUGAUGGAUGUGGAUAGUUCGAUGGCAUCGUCCGAUGUCGAGGGCUGCUGCCCAUCUCUUGACGCCCGGCAUUUCUCUGCAUCUACCUGCUCGAGGGAAGUGACGAAAAUGGACACGAGCCAGUCAGGUGGUGGUGCCGUCGUCACGGCAAUGGCGACAGAUGCUCCAAGUGCCACGACGGCCGACGACGUCGACAUUCUUCUCAGCAGCUCUCAACCGACAACGGCGGCGAUGCUGGCAGCGAAAGCAGUCGCGUCGCAGUCGAUUCACAUGACCGAUCAUACAGGAAGACCAAAUCUAUUUUCGUACCCUGUCCAAUUAUUGUCAGGAAUAUUUGCAUCCAGAAAUCUGUAA